AUGAAGUUCACGGAGGUGUUAGAGGAGAAUAUGCUCUUAAGAUGGCGUGCCUACUACGUCAACUACAGGGCGAUGAAGUUAUGCAUUGAGGAGAUCGAAGCAGAUCCAUCUUCGUCGAAUGCACACUUCCUCACGUCAGUUGGGCUCAAAGCCCAAAAGCAGGAGCCCGGGCGAUUUCGAGCCAUGAGCAUGACGGGGCGAUGGCUGGUAAAACAGUCCAUCGACGCGCAGAGAGCCCGCGAUGCGGUGAUGCCGGCUCAUAGCGAUAGCCCCGCCGUCAUGUAUGCCUUGAUCGUUUUCGCCACAGCCUUGCUCAAAUGGACGACGUGGGAAGGCACUCCAACGGUGCAACAUGCGCCGAACCUGUGCCUGUUUGCCAAUGUGUUGGACAGAUUGGCGACUAUGACAAUGGGAGCCUUCUGUAUGCCAGAUAUGGGGUACCUUGAUCGACCCGAAGAGGUCACCCCACAUGGCCUGGUCUUGGAAGGCCAGUCCAUUGAGGCAGAACUGGAAGGCCUCAUCGGCCCAUUGGCGAGAUGGAGAGCCGAUGCACCAGCCCACCUUGGGGCCGGGUUUGAUCGCUUGUCACUGGCGACAAUCCAGAGCAUCAAGGAGUUCCGCUAUUUCGAAUCAGCAGGUAUCCUCAACACCCUCAGUGACCGGCUACAGGCCAUUGAGGCGACCAUCAACAUGGAGAUGAACCGCUCAGUACCUCUCCUUCCCAAUCCGAGAGUGUGCAUCACUCCCAGCAGUGGUAGCGAUGGCCGGACGGCACGGAUGGGUGUCCAGGCCUUGAACGCCGCCAACCAAGUGUUAAUGGCUCGAGCCAUGGCUGAGGCAGACGGAGGUCAAGUGGAAGGCCAGAUGACCCGGCCAGACAAACUCGAACACACCCAUGAAGGAAAAGAUGGCGGUUUCAUCAUGAUUACCUCUGAAUUGUGGGGGGCCCUGCGGGGGGCGGGCCUCGAGGAGCUCGCUCCCUCGCUCAUCCGCCAUGGAGUGGUGAGCCUUAACAUUCUGUCCUCUAAGUAUGAGGAGCUACGGUCAGCCGGGGUCCACGGCUGGCAGAUUGAGGCCAUUUUGGCCUCGGGGGGGACUCCGACAGCGGGCUCGGAAGUCAACCCCCAGAACGCAGACCGAGGUGACCUCCCGGUUCGAAACAUGGGCAAACGAGCCAGCAUGCAAGCUGCCCUCGAGGCGGCACAACCCAACCAAAGGCAGAAAGCCUUGGCUUCAUUGGACCAGGACAUCUUGGCCAAGUCAACGAACCCAGCUGCGGAAGCGAGGGUCAGAACUUAUCUGGCCUUGUGCAGGGCAUGGGAGGUCCCAGGUUUUCCUCUAGACUGCCACAACAUCAGAUGUUUCGGAGCCUCGUUGAAGGCUGGCGGAUACCGCAGCGCAGCAGUGUACUUUCAGGCCAUAUGCGGCCAUCAGCAGAGAGUCCUCCGCACACCUGUACCAGCCAUAGUGAAGCUGGGAAUCAGGGACUGUGUGAGGUCCAUCCAACGAGGACUCGGUGAGAGAAAGCUGAAAGACUCCUUCAAUGGCUUGCUGAUAGGCAACAUGGCCUUCUCUACAGACGAACUCCCAUUCUCGUUUGAGAAUAUUGCUCACUGCCGGGACAUGGCGGUGAUAGGCAUGUGGUUCAUGCUACGAGAAGUCGAGAUGGCGAGCGCCAGAGCUGGCGACCUUCGAUUGGAAGGGCGAGAGGUAUGCCUGUGCAUACCGAUACACAAGACAGACCAUAAAGGAAGAUUUACUGAGAGAUCUUUGACAUGUAGCUGCACAGCCAAGAUACAUGGCCUGUGCGUAUGGCACAGCUCUGAACGACACCUCCUUCGACUAGAGGCACAUUGUCAAGAUGAGCCCCGACAACAGCUGCCACUCUUUCCAGACCAAGGAGGUCGCACCGCCUCCAAGCAGACGUUCAUAGAGGCCUUCAGGAGGGUCAUCGAGCACACUGGCACCGUGCUGACACGCAUGGGCCCCGACGGACAAGAAUCACAGAGGUUCCACGGUCAUGUGCUGAGGAUCUCGGGGGCUCAGAUGCUGUCAAGCUCAGGGGUUGAGCUGGCAUUGAUUCAAUUGCUGGGAAGGUGGACAAGCACAGCCGUGCUCCGCUACACCCAGGACAGCGCCCUGAUCAGGGUGCCGAACAUACCCCAACAAGUGCUCUCUGGAGAUGACUCACACGUCCAAAAGAUCCAGAUGCAGGUCGUGCAGUCCGAGGCGGCUGCUUCGUCAGUAGCCCCCGUGGGAAGAGCCCCUGCACCGGCAGCCAGACCGAAGGCCCUGGCGGCUGACAUACGGGGCCUCCGGGCAGAACUGGACCAAGUGAGGCAGGCAGUGCAGAAGCCGCCACAGACAUACGUCUUUCGACCAAAAGCCAAGAUUCUCCACAAAUCGUCGCAGUACGAGGAGAAUAACGAACCCAGCAGGAUGACUAGACGACCCCAGCGGGAGGGUCUACACGCACCACGUCCGGAGAAAAAGACAGGACCGGCCUUGACUGAGUACCUGGAGGCAAGGGGGAUACGCACCCCGGCGACUUUGGCUUUGCUGAGCAAGAAUGAAGAAGGGCUUGAUCAAACCCUUAUACAACCUCUUCUCCAAGGUUGGACGAAGGGAGAUGGAAGCGUGAUCACUAUCCCUGAGACAGACAAACCCAUAGCGAAGGCCACCCUCUUGCACAUGUGGAUGAUGGCCAAACAGAGCUGGGAACAGGCUCAAAUUGCAGCACAACCGAAGGCUCCUCCCUCUACGGCUGCUCCUUCCGGGUCACACUCAACGACUCAGGAAGACAAAGUCCCGAAGACGCUUGCGCCAGGCAGAUGGUCAGCGCUUGUCCAGGACUACCAGACCCAGCAGAUAGGAGGAGAAGACAGAGUUUUCCCAGUGCAGGAACUUCUUGGUGCAGAGAGCAUCAUCGCCAGGGUGCUCCACGAGCACGAAGUGAGCAAGACUUACACUCCUGUACAACUAGGAGAGCUGGUAUCAAUUCGCACCUUCCAAGCGAAUGGUGAACCAAACCCGCUGGCGAAACGUGACCGCAGUGUCACAAAACUGACGCUGACCGGCGAGCAGCUGGUUGCCGCACCAGAAGAACCAUGGCAACCAAGGAGCGUGCUGGCCAUUCUGGAUGGCAUCAACAGCAUACGAUGGUGCUACAUUCUGUGCAAGCUGGGGCCAGAACAAGCAGUCCACAGCUUCUUUGACUGGAUGGUCAGACUGGUGAGAAGCCGCCCACAGAAGACCGAUCAACUGGCCCAAUACUGGAUGUCAUUGUCCUGGCGACUGGCCUUGGAGAUGCGCGGAGGGCGCACAUUCCCUGAGGUGACAGCGGUCCUCAUGAAGGACUAUGACGCUUUCACGGAGUGCAUGAACAGGGAACCCACUCAGACGGCCAAGAAGCCACCCCCGGCGGCACCCACAAAGACGGAACCAAAGGGCACCGGCAAGGGCAACACCAAAUCAGGAAAGAGCAGUCGUGCAGCACCGUACACCCGCCCCACAGGCAGGUGGCAAUGGGAAUCUUGGGACAAGUCCGACAAGGCAUCGUCUUCAUGGCCGGCCAAUCCCAAGCAGGAGGAGAGGCAGUCAUGGAAGAAGGAUGCAUGGUCUUCGGAUUGGAAGACCAGCCAAAUUUUUCAGAAGAUCAACAAAAAGGUCAUACUGCUGAGCUGCUUCGACGGGAUCGGCACAGCAGCUCUAGCACUUGAAGGACUUGUGGAGUCGGUGGACCUCUACAUCGCAUGGGAAAUCGAUGACGACUGCAUCGCUGUCCUGAAGGAGCGACAUCCAACAGCAGUGAACAGAGGAAACUUCCUCAGAGACGACCCCAAAGAGGUGGCUGAGACCGUCAGACGCCAUGACCCAGCAGGAGAGAUGCUGGUCAUCUUCGCCAGCGCACCACCUUGUCCAGAUUUCUCACGGAUCAAGACAGAGCCGCUUGGGUCAUCAGGAGAAGAAGGUCAGAAGUUCACAGCAUACUGCUCCUUCGCUCGUGAGAUCGAGGAAAACCUACCGAAUCGGCGAGUGGGAUACAUCACGGAGAAUGUCGUGAUGAACAAAGGGGAAGCAGACUUCUUCUCAAGCCGUCUCGACUGUGAACCAGUUAUCUUGGACGCUCAAGAUCACGGACUGAUCAACCGACCACGAUUAUGGUGGACCAGAGUUGACUGGGGCCAAACAAGGCACAGCCCUUUGACGGGCGAGAAGCUCAAGUGGACGAAAUCGCAGAAAUUUCACCGCCUACACUACGACGGCAAGAUACAGGAAGCUUCAGACCUGGAUCUACAAGGCCUCAGACUCCACCAAGAAGUGGAAUCGCACGCCAAAAGAAUGCCUUGUCUGACAACUCCAGCACCAACGGAAGCUGGCAGGGCACCGCCUAAGAAACUGAGAGGCAGAGUGGACCCAGCACAGAGGUCACGCUGGCUGGACGACGGGCGCACGUUCGCCCCUUGGCAAUAUGCGCCAGAGGCCAUGCUCCAUUCACCAGACGGCACAAUGACCACUCCGGGGGCAGAGGCAAAAGAGCAGCUGCACCAACUCCCCAAAGGGUACACAAACGUACCAUCCGUGCCAGAGAGAUCAAGGCACAGAAUGCUUGCCAACGGAUGGCACCUGGGGUCUGCCAGGUUCAUCAUGAUGCUGCUGUUGCAGGCGAUGAUGGGGCAGUGCUCAACCUCACCCAUCCCGGCUCCAAGCCACACAGCCCUACAACAGAUGACUGAAAUCAUCAGCACGAUGCAACCAGUGCUGGGGCCGGGGAAGUGGCCACGAGAAGAGGUCUGCGUGGCCCAAGCCUCUACAAUGUGGGAACACUGGGAACUAGCGGUCAAGGCCAGUCACCCGGUUCAACGCCCCCUGACACUGGAGCCUGGCCUUCAACAAUGCAUCGAGCUGCACAAGAUCAUUGGAGGCAGCCUGCCCAGGAUGAGGACUGAGAUAGUCGACGAAGUGGAGAGGAUGGUCGCACAAAUACCACUUCUUCUGGACCUCCUGCAGCAGGUGAAGAUGCCGGGCUUGACAGAGCUGUCCGAAGACUUGCAACAAGGCUUCGAAGUCACAGGCAAGAUUCACGAAGGAGCGGGCUGGAUGCCUCGUGCAGAUGGCCGUUAUGAACAUCCAGUCUCACAAGAGUCCUUCUUGAAGAACAACAGACAUUACACCCUUGCAAAGCUGAGCAGCAAUCGCAUUGACCCACAAUGGACGGUCAUGCUCAAGGAGCUCGAGGUAGAGCUUGAGAAGGGCAGGAUGUCUGGGCCAUAUGAAGCCCCAGACUGGUGGCCGAUGAAGACAACCAGCAUUGGCAGCAAGCCAAUGCAGCCACUACCAAGACAGGACAUCUGCACAAGCUUUUGCUUCAGCGUGCAACAGACCGACAAGGUGAGACGAUGCGAGGACUUCAGGAGAUCAGGUCACAACUCCACGGUGAUCGCAUCAGACGUCCCACACCACCACGACAUCAAGACCUUCGUGGACUUGGCCUUGACAGACUUUGGCAUCCAGGAAGGAGCCAUGGUGUGGGCACAAGACCUCAAUGGUGCCUACAGACAAUUCCCGGUGCGGGAUCCCGAUGAUUGCUACUGCGUGCUCCUGACACCCCACGGGCCAAUCUUGUUGCGACACCACGCAAUGACCUUCGGGGCAGUGAGCUCCGUCUGGAACUUCAACAGAGCAGCCGAUGCCAUCACGUUUCUCAGUCGAAGACUGUUGGCCACAGCUGUGGGCCACUACGUGGAUGACUUCAUCGGGGUCGAACCAGCAUCAGCAGUUCACAGUGGAUUUGAGCAGUUCACGAGACUCACGCGUGUGCUGGGCCUACGGAUGAAAGAGAAGAAAGCUCUUCCACCAUCGACAUCCCAGAAGGUACUGGGCAUUGUCCUUACCAUUGAAGACGAGAAAGUGACUCUGGCACCACAUCAUGACAGGUGUACGAAGACUCUUGCCACCAUCCAACAAGCCAUACAGUCUGAUUCACUUCCGAGUGAGGUGGCACACAAGCUAGCUGGCAAAUUGGUGUUCCUGACAACCACCCUGUUCGGUCAACUUGGACGAGCUGCCCUUCAACCACUAUAUGCGAGGGCACAUGGGUUGUCCCAAGACAGUCAUGGCGACCAACUCAAUGGACCACUGCGAUCAGCCCUGCUGACCUUGCAGAACCUCCUCAAGGAGAUCCAACCUCGAGUGAUCCCGAGGCAGAUGCAAGAGCAAGUAGUGGUCGUGUACUCUGAUGCCUACUUCGUUCUUGAAGGUCAGGCGUUGUCACCAGGAUCUGACAACGUCCCAACACAAUGGCACAAAACCAAAUGCCAUACAUAUGAGAAUGGCUGGGGCUUUGUCAUUCACCACGAAGGAACAACAUAUUACUCAGCGGGGAGCAUCCCGCCAUGGGUGAUCAAGCGCUUUUGUACACGCAAAGCGUACAUCUACUUCCUGGAGAUUGCGGCUCAAUUUUUGGCCUUCAUGGCAUGCAGAUCACUGAACAGUAGAAUGGUGCUAUCCUUCAUCGACAAUGCAUCCGGAUUCUUCGCACUGAAGAAAGGAUAUUGCAAGGACCCGGCAAUCUGCAACCUGAUCGCCCUCGUCUGGAGGUUCUUGGCCAACGACGGAUGGCAUCUACACCUUGAAUGGGUCAAGUCCGAGCUCAACAUCAGUGAUCAGGUCUCACGACAUCACUAUGACGAAAUGCAUGCACUUGGAGCACAGUGGUUGGAGAUGAACACGGAUCGGAUUUUCCGAGUCCUUUACAGAGUGGCAGUCGAUGCCGACUAUGCACAUGGUCGAGCACUACGAGACGUCCUCACCAUACCAGUUCCUGAACUGCAGUCUGCUCACACUGGAAGAUGGGUGUAUGGCGCCAGUGUGGAGAUGAAUGGCUCCAUAUGCGACAGCACAGACAGGGCAGAUGACUGUCACCACGCACCCUUGGCCUAA
This is a messenger RNA of Cladocopium goreaui, 6942 nucleotides long. NCBI's taxonomy places the organism in Eukaryota, Dinophyceae, Suessiales, Symbiodiniaceae. The record is from the annotation of a GenBank genome assembly.